AUGAGCCACCAGACGCAACACCUUUCAACCGCUGCUGUGAACGCCCAGUUAGCGUCACUUAAGGGACAAAACUUUAUGUCCACUGCUCAGCUUUCAACGGAGCAGCUCACGGGACUUUUGGCUAAAGCGCAAGAGUUUAAAGCCACAUACUCGGAUCCGUUGACUAAGGCUACAGCUCCAAGACCACUCACGGGUGAAGUGUGCUCAAUGAUAUUUCAGAAACGCAGUACGCGAACACGUAUUUCUAGUGAAGUGGGAAUGCAUUUAUUGGGUGGCAAAGGACUCUUUCUAUCGUCAGAUGAUAUUCAAUUGGGUGUCAACGAAACGUUACAAGACACGGCACUUGUGCUCUCACGCUUUAAUAGUCUCAUCUUAGCGCGUGUAUACGGCCAUGAUGACAUUGUAGAGCUUGGUGAAUUGGCUAGUGUGCCAGUAAUUAAUGCACUUUCAGACAAGUAUCACCCAUUGCAAAUGUUGGCUGAUUAUAUGACAGUCACUGAGCAUUUUGGCUCCAUUAAAGGCCUUACAUUCGCUUGGGUCGGUGAUGGAAAUAAUGUGCUUCAUGAUUAUAUGCUCGCGGCCCCGAAAUUGGGCGCAAAUAUUCAAAUUGCCACUCCUUUGGGGUAUGAACCCGACGAAGAUGUUGUAGCCGAGACAAAACGUCUUGCUGCCAUGGCUGGCACGAAAAUUGUCAUGACAUCGGAUCCGAUUCAAGCUGUGAAAGGUGCCAAUGUCAUAGCGACGGACACGUGGAUCAGUAUGGGUCAAGAAGAGGAAACGCAAAAGCGUCUUAAAGCUUUCGCUGGGUACCAAGUGACCACUAAAAUGCUCGAACACGCUGCGGAGAAUCACAUUUUCCUUCACUGUUUGCCACGUCACCAAGACGAAGUUGACGAUGAGGUUUUCUAUGGAAAACGUUCGCUGGUCUUUGAUGAGGCAGAAAAUCGACUGUGGACCGUCAUGGCGGUAUACGCUUCAUUGCUAGGCAAGUUUUAG
Messenger RNA from Plasmopara halstedii, 996 nucleotides. RefSeq names its product ornithine carbamoyltransferase. Gene Ontology annotation, cellular component: intracellular membrane-bounded organelle. Gene Ontology annotation, biological process: L-citrulline biosynthetic process. NCBI's taxonomy places the organism in Eukaryota, Oomycota, Peronosporomycetes, Peronosporales, Peronosporaceae. The transcript has 2 exons. Gene Ontology annotation, molecular function: ornithine carbamoyltransferase activity; amino acid binding. The coding region runs from base 1 to 996 and encodes 331 amino acids. The record is from RefSeq and is a predicted model, not a curated record.